AUGAGUAGCAAGUUGAUAAAACCACACACCCCAACCCCUCAAAACCUCAAGAAUUACAAGUUAUCGUAUAUAGAUGAGCUUGUGGACCCAGGAGAAUAUUUUGCAGUUGUUCUGUUUUACGAAUCGAAACCCGAAGACGGCAGCCUCCAGUUGGAAGAAUCACUGGCCAGAAUCUUGGUUGAUUUCUAUCCUCUUGUAGGAAGAUUCAUCAAUAAUUAUAGUUCGAUUGACUGCUGCGACGAGGGAGCCGAGCUCGUCGAAGCAGAGGCUCUAGACGUCGAGCUGAUCGAGCUCGUAGCAAAAAUGGAGCUCGAUCAGCUCGACAAUCUCCUCCCCGACCAACACGAAGCUCCUGAUAUUCCAAUCCUCUCAAUCCAGAUCACACGUUUCUCAUGUGGUGGGGCCGUCGUCGCCAUCAGCGUCUCCCACAAGAUCUUCGAUGGGUCGUCGCUUGCGACGUUUGUGGCCGCCUGGACGGACGCCACCAAUCCAGAUCAUGCUAAGAGGGUAAUCUGCCCGUCUUUUCAUCUCCCCUCGUUGCUUCCAUCCGUGCUCCGCAACGACAACCCGGCCCCGACCCCGGCCCCGGGUUCCGGUCACAAGCUUGCUUUGAAGAGGCUUUCGUUCAACAAGGAGGCUUUAACCAGCCUGAAAUCAAGAAUAAGUCGAACCAACGGAAAACCCUUAUCCGGAGCGUGUAUUGUGUCUGCCGUUUUGGCCGAAGCUCAAUUCCGACUGGAUCGCGCCAAACACGGUAGAAGCAAAAGCUGCAUCAUAUAUCAUGUUGGAAAGGAAAGAAUCAUUUACAUUGAUUGGAGAUCAAAUCAAGAUCAAUGA
Molecule: messenger RNA, 837 nt
Organism: Salvia miltiorrhiza (redroot sage)
Lineage: Eukaryota; Viridiplantae; Streptophyta; Magnoliopsida; Lamiales; Lamiaceae
Product: pelargonidin 3-O-(6-caffeoylglucoside) 5-O-(6-O-malonylglucoside) 4'''-malonyltransferase-like
Exons: 1
Coding region: 1-837 (278 amino acids)
Source: RefSeq, a predicted model, not a curated record